AUGGGAGGAUUGCCUCAUCAGAAUGGAAGACAUACUAUAAGUCUACUUGAUUUAGCUGCGAAUUUGCGAUAUUUCGGUGAAUGCAGACUGGUAGCAUUGUUACUAGAGCGCCGCUUUAUAUUUGCCAAAGUUAUUGGUAUUACCAAGCUCGCAGAUGAUCCUUUAAAAGAGCAAGUUACUGAUGAAUCCAAUAGAUAA
Molecule: messenger RNA, 198 nt
Organism: Debaryomyces tyrocola
Lineage: Eukaryota; Fungi; Ascomycota; Pichiomycetes; Serinales; Debaryomycetaceae
Source: the annotation of a GenBank genome assembly